AUGGCAGCCAUGAACUGCCAAUUCGCAGCUUGCAUCGAAUUAGUGAAGAACGAGAAUAUGACAGGUGCAAAACGCACAGGCGACGGACAUGUUGCGUCAAACGGGCAGUGGGCUUGCUGGCGUCGAGAAUCCCCACCUGCGGAGGGGAGUUGUGGAGAGAAGACUGCAAGGGGCUACGGCGGUGAACUUUGUACUCCGAGAGAGUUCGAAAUCCAUCGACAAUCUCACAGCGACCGCCAGCGUGAGAUUCGCAGAGGCGACACCGAAAUUGGCGCGUUUCUGAAUGCCUGUGCUUCCGAUGGACCUCGAAGAGUCGUCGUGCAGGCGGCGACUUUGCUGUCGCAGUGGGAGGAGCACUCAUCCGAUGGCGGUGGUGCACCGUCGGACAUUCGUACUUUCCAGGAUGCGUUGCGCAAAUUCCCUCCGCGGACAGACAAAGAUGGCGUCGCGCCAGAAGUGAAAGACGUCGUCUGCCGCGAUUGUGAAGCUGUAUUUUCCUCGACCUUUAUCCAGAGGGGUUACCGAGUCGAAAAAAGAUCCGUCCCUAUUGACGGUCAUCCACUUCGAGUUCCCUGUGGAAAAUGUACAGAAGUCUUCUCUGACGAUGAGGCAAAAGACGCCCACGAAAACUUGCAUCAAACACACAACUUGAUAUGUCUCCAAUGUGGGCGUAAUUGCGACACUCCAUAUGAGCUGAAACUUCAUUAUGAUUUUCAUGAUGACAUGGAAUUUCGCCAACUUCGUGAGGAGGCAAUAGCGACCAGUCAUAGAAGAACUUCAAGCGAUCCGCACGGCAAAUACCACCACUUCACAACAUCAAAAAUCUCCUCAAGUGCCUCGGAAAUGGCCAUCAAGAGACUGGGGAAAAGAAGCUCCAAAAAAAUCCUGAGCUCAUGGCAUUUGAGAAAAUAUGGUCACGGUGACGACGGCGAACUAGUGGCAAUUGGCUUUUCCCUUCCGGAACACUUGGAAAGAGUGCAUGCCCCAGACGGCGUGAUUCAGGAAGUUGAACCAAACGCUGUUGUUGACUUUCCUUUGGCGCAAUUUACCACCUGGCUAGACAUGCAAGAUCCAAUUACGCCUGAUACAGAUGACAAGUUUGUUGCCACAACACUGUGUAAAGAUGAUGAGGAGAAGUGUCUGAAAGAGGCAGGUGACUCUACCAACGAAGCUUCAAAGGAUCCGAAAGCCGAAACGGAAGACAAAAGGCCUCGAAGGCACUCAUUGCUCCGAGCGGUACUCGGUUUCAAACUGCCGAAAAGGCUGUCACGAUCAGAAUCGUCUGGGGGAAACCAACCAAGAAAACUACUGAAAAGAGAAAACGCCGUCCGAUUCUCCUUCGUAUCGAAAGGGAACAAGAAUGGAAAUACCUCGACGAGAAGUGAAAGCCGUGCCAGCCGCAGAAUGAGUGAGCAACUGGACGGCAGAAAGUCGCCAGGCCCCAACUUGCCCGCAAACAUUCCCGCAACUCGGGAUGGUGAACAUGAAAGGCCCGGCGAGUCCGAUCGCGGCCCCUUCAUUCACAUCCGUAUAACUUCAGACGGAGCUGUGGUCGAAGAUGUCUCUGGGCGUCAGCGUAUACUCCAAAUGGAGCAGGUAGCUUACAUAUACUCGAUAAUCAGUAGUGGCUUCUCUUCAGCGGGGACGAGGUCGAAAAUCGGCGCUUUGCAAUCUCGAGCUGAGAUGAAUCUCCAACAGGACCACCCGAAAACGGCGAUUACUGCAUAUCGCGACAUCCUAGACAUCCUCCAGCAAAACCCAACCAUGGACAUUGACCUUUCGUUAAGAGCAGGAGUGCUGCAUCGGUUAGGUUAUGCAUAUAGCAGUCUUGGCCUGGCAGGAGAGUCGGAGUCAUGCUAUCUGGAAGCAUUGGCUAUAUACCGAAGGGCAUAUGGCCGGGACUAUGCGACCAAUUUUACCAUUCUGAACGACCUGGCGAUCCUGUGCGAACGGGAUGGAUAUGCAACGGAGGCGGCGGCACUAUAUGAGCGUGCUCUCGCCGGUCGUUUGAAGGUCCUUGGGCAGCACUCUCCAGAGACCUUGAACAUCAUGCAGGAACUGGCCAAGAUCAAGAUUAGUCUCGGAGACUUGGAAUCCGCACUCGUUCUGUUUGAGGAGGUGGUUCCCUCAUUCGAAGCCGUCCUCGGACUUCAGAACGAGAGUACGCUCAAUGCAAUGAACAGCCUGUCUAUGCUGUAUCAGAAGCUUGGCAUGAACGACAAAUCCCUCGCCAUAUCGCGGAAGAUGCUUCCCCAUUGCAGGAUCGCGGUAGGCCUCGACAGUCCGUUGACCCGGAUUACCGUUGCUCGAUACGUGCAGGAAUCGGACAACUUUGACUUUCCACCGGAGGUCAAGCAGGUUCUGGACCACUACCGCCGUUCGCGGUCGGCUGACAACUUGCGAGUUCUCCAAGGGUUGGGCCGAGCGUACAUGAGUGCGGGACUGAACAGAGACGCAUGCGAGCUCUUCGAGACUCUCUUCGAAGAGCUCAGUGCCAUCAAGGGGCCCGACUCGCUCGAAGCGUUCGACGCCCUCAGCGGGCUCUGUGUCUCGCUGGAAUAUCUCGGGUCCCUGGACAAAGCGAUCCAGUCGUACGGAAAGCUUCUACAGCUUGCGCACAAGACGCCUGCUGACCACCCGGCUCGGGGUCGAAUGGACUACGCUCGCAAACGAGUGACGGACCUCAUCCACCGACGGGAGGUUCUCACGGCGGAACGGAGAGCGUGGGGCUUGUUCGAGGAAGGGCCGUGUGUUACAUGUCAAGCCAAUACGUCUUGCUUAUGCAACACAUGCCAUAUUGUCCGCUUCUGCAGCGAAGCCUGCCACGAGCUAGGUCGCGAAGCGCAUCAACCAUCCUGCAUCCCGUCAGUCACGCUCCGCGAGUCGAAAUCCGUCGCCAUCACGCCGAGAUGUCCAUCGCCGGUGCAGAAGGACGCGGUCAGCAUGAUCGUGCCCAGCGAGCAUAACGGCGGCGCCGUCCCGGGCAUCACGGCAGGUCACACGGUGUACCUGGAUCCGCGCAACUUCACCACAUUCCGGAUGAAGCUGAGCUCCACGGUGAACACACUGCUCAUGUUCUCCACCGAAGCGGACAUCCGCUACACAGUCGUCGGCAACCUCUCCGAGUCGGACUCUACCGCCGUGGUCCCCGCCAUCGUCACGUCGCGGAACGCGAAGAAUCUCUUCCCAGCUACCACAUCCUCAUCAAGUCCGCAACCGCAACGGCUCCCAGGCGACUGGCUCACACCAUCGAAGCAAGAGUCCGUAUGCAUCACGCCAAUGGCGCCCUCGGCACCGAUCUACCUAAUCGUCGCACCGGGCGAGAAGAUGAUGAAGACGAUGGUGGAAAAGCGGGUGAAGGCGGGCGGCGGCGGCGGCGAGAAGGAGCGCUUCGAGGCGCUGACGGUGCCGAACGAGGAGCUGAUUGAGUAUUCUCAAGGGUUGCCGUUGAAUGGGUAUAUGGGGGAGGCGUUUUUGUAUAUUGUGGAGUGGGUGUGA
Rasamsonia emersonii CBS 393.64 is the source of this 3498-nucleotide messenger RNA. Its product is annotated as Tetratricopeptide repeat protein. The record is from RefSeq and is a predicted model, not a curated record. NCBI's taxonomy places the organism in Eukaryota, Fungi, Ascomycota, Eurotiomycetes, Eurotiales, Trichocomaceae. The transcript has 11 exons. Gene Ontology annotation, molecular function: protein binding. Bases 1 to 3498 code for a protein of 1165 amino acids.